Andrographis paniculata is the source of this 744-nucleotide messenger RNA. Its product is annotated as pectinesterase inhibitor 3-like. Gene Ontology annotation, biological process: negative regulation of catalytic activity. The record is from RefSeq and is a predicted model, not a curated record. Gene Ontology annotation, molecular function: enzyme inhibitor activity. The transcript has a single exon. The coding region runs from base 91 to 660 and encodes 189 amino acids. NCBI's taxonomy places the organism in Eukaryota, Viridiplantae, Streptophyta, Magnoliopsida, Lamiales, Acanthaceae.
UCCCAUCCUCCUACCAAUCACCUUCCGCCACGUGUCCCGGCACCGCCCUCACUUCCUCCGGCCAGUGCAAACAGUUACAGUUCUUCCAAAAUGAUCUGGACCGUCCAUUUCCAUCUGAUCAUCAUCUUCUCCGCCACCGCCCUAUCACCGUCGAUUCAGCAAACCCUAGCCGACCUCGACCUCGUGCGGCGGUCCUGCGCCAACGCCACCUAUCCUGAGAUCUGCCUCCACACGCUCUCCGCCGCCGGCGCCAACGCCAGAACGCCGCGCGAGCUCGCCCAAUCGGCCGUCGGAGUCAGCCUCGGCUGCGCGCGCCGAGCCUCCGGCUUCCUCGCCGGAAUAAAAGCCAACGGAAAAGGAGAAGAAGGCGCGCUUCGAGAUUGCUUGGAGCAGAUGGCGGAUUCCGUCGAGGAUCUGCGGAAAACACUGUCGGCGCUGGAAUUGCUCAGCCCCGGCGGCGGAGGCUCGGAUUUCCGGUGGCGGAUGAGCAACGCGGAGACGUGGGUGAGCGGCGCCCUGGCGAAUGAGGACACGUGUCUGGACGGAUUUAAGGAGAUCGACGGCAGAGUCCGGUCGGACGUCCGGCGGAGGAUAACGAACGUGGCUAGGGUUACAAGCAACGCUCUUUAUCUCAUAAAUCUUCUAGAACAUUCUCCAUGAUUCACGAACAUGAUGAACGCCAUUGUAUUUAUUAUUUAUUAUUAUAGGAAAAUAUAUAUAUAAUGAAAUUUAAAUAUUUUACUA